AAUCACAAACCUUUUAGUUGAAAAUUCGUGGCCGAAAUCGGUAGUCAAGAGUGUUCUCAGCUUUUAUGCCAUCAGUAGCCGAUUAGACGUGCAACAGAUAGCUUGUGGAGUAUUCUACCAAAACGACCCGAGAUAGUGGAUUAAACAACUUCAAACUUUAUAGAUCGAUCUUUGUUUUUUGUUCUUUUUUUGUGUUUCUUGUGAAUUUUCGUUCGAUCAUGAAGUUUACAUGUGGAUUAACUUUUACAUUGCUGGUGCUGAUGUUCGUUGUUGCAACAAAAGGCCAUACUGUAAUCCAAUGUUAUGUCUGUGAUGAUUGUGCAAAGAUCGAUAAGAAUACACCACUUGAACAAUGUGGCGGUGAAAAUUUUACCAUGACCACAACAACAACAACAAGUUCCUCAAUGUCACCAAGUGAAUCAAAAUCCACAUCAUCUACUGAAGCUCCAUCAACAACCACAACAAUGCCAAUAACAACUACCACAACAACAACAACAACUCAAAAAACAACUGAAUUUGCAACACCACCAACAGUUGGACCGAUUUCAUCAACCACUGAUCUACCAACUCCACCAAGUCUUGAAAACACCGAUUUUGGUCAUGAUCAUGAUCAUAUGAACCAUAGUCUACCGGUUGUUAAUGCAACUUCGACAACAACAAAACCUCCAUCAAUUUUUGUGACACCAAGUGAAGAAACUGUCUUUAUCGACAGAAGACCUGAACUUAAUCCAGCUGGAAACCUAACAUUCAAUGAGACAUUCCCAUCAGCAGUUUUGGUUAGACAGAGAAGACACACCGAAUUCAAUGGCAUCACUUAUCACUGUUACAAGGUUCAGAAGAAAUAUGGCAAUGUUUAUGGAACUAAACGUGGUUGUAUGGGAGUUAAGACAGAACAAUCAGUUUGUGAUGAAUUGUACACCGCAAAUGGUAAUCAAACAAAGAAGUGUUCACCAUGUACGACAACUAAGUGCAAUGGCAGUUCAUCGCUUGGUGUUUCAAUAGCAACGUUGUUAGUUGCACUGAUGGCUUUAGUUUACAAGGUUUAGUUAGAAGAUCUAACACACACACACACGACUGGAAAAGAGAUAUCGAAAUUCGAAUUAAAAUUUUAUUAGGUUAUGUUUUUUGGAAUGCAUUAAGCCUAAGAUAAGAUGUACUCUCUGUAUAUAAAUUGUAAUAAUGAUAAUAGUUUUAACAAUAUUAUAGAAAAUAAAUUAAAAAAAAAUGAAAAAUUAAGAUGAAAACUCAGAAGUGGGAUGGA
Molecule: messenger RNA, 1261 nt
Organism: Episyrphus balteatus (marmalade hoverfly)
Lineage: Eukaryota; Metazoa; Arthropoda; Insecta; Diptera; Syrphidae
Exons: 3
Coding region: 219-1046 (275 amino acids)
Source: RefSeq, a predicted model, not a curated record